Messenger RNA from Umbelopsis ramanniana AG, 531 nucleotides. RefSeq lists its product as uncharacterized. The record is from RefSeq and is a predicted model, not a curated record. The transcript is spliced from 4 exons. The coding region runs from base 23 to 421 and encodes 132 amino acids. Gene Ontology annotation, biological process: SRP-dependent cotranslational protein targeting to membrane. Gene Ontology annotation, molecular function: endoplasmic reticulum signal sequence receptor activity; 7S RNA binding. Lineage: Eukaryota; Fungi; Mucoromycota; Umbelopsidomycetes; Umbelopsidales; Umbelopsidaceae. Gene Ontology annotation, cellular component: signal recognition particle, endoplasmic reticulum targeting.
CACGAACAGAUCGCCAUCGACCAUGAAGGAAUUAGACCCCAUACCGUUCACUGUUGAAUUGGGCCAGUUUUAUCAACGAGCCAAAACGUCAGGCACUGUUAAUGUCACGAUGAAGCGAUUAACCCGAGAGCCAUCACAAGGCCAGCGAAAGCGCAAGCUGGAAGAUACCACCAUGACCGAAGCUACAGAGACAUCAGCAGACGAUGACAAAGAGUAUGUGUGUCUUAUAAGAGCAAAGUUCAAAAAUGAAAACAUUAGCACUAGGGUGAACGGCACAGAGUACGAGAAGUUUCAGCAGGCAUACAGUAAUAUAAUCAAGGCAUAUAUGGACGCAUUGAAGAAAAAGGACCGAAAAGCCAAAGUCAAUCAAAAGAAGCCUACUGCCGCUGCUGCUGCAAGCAAACUCAAGCCUUCUGCUUAAUUCUUGGGACGUUUCGGAUAGAUUUGUUGUAAUUUUGUUCUUAUUCUGUUGAAAAUCCAAGAGACAUCUUAUUGAAUGGUUCUCAAAAAAAAAAAAAAAUGAGCCGAUAA